UGUUGUUACCACGAGGACAUUGUUUUCAUCGAAAUCGAAUAAAACAGAUAUAAAUUAUUACACUGCACAAUUAUCGCGCAAUUGCUCAUCCUCUGUACACGUGCCACCUAAUUAUCUGUUUGCAGUUGACUUGUGAACCUACGAGAGUGUUAUUUUAUUUGCAACAAAUUAUUGCUUGUUAUUGUUGUAUUUAAAGGAAGUGAGCGUUUCCUUUUGAGAUAAACAUGCAUUUACGGACAUUGGUGUUAAUUUGCGUGCUUUCUUUGGCUUUAGGACAGGACAGGAAGAUAACACCAACACUAAACCCCGACUGCGAAGCAUGCUCGUCAAACACAACCCUCGUGUACAUAAAGGCCGAAGGCUCCCACAACACCAUCCACCAGCUCUGGGAUUUCACGCGGGGGACUCCGACCAUCGUCUACGCCAUCGCUGGUGUCAACUCGUCGCUGAAAGUUGAAUGGGCGCAUGACAAGCCCGUCAAGUUCAAUAUGUCUGAGGAGCCUAGUUAUAGCUUCGCUAUGGCUAUUUCUGAUAUAUACGAAUACAACGAUCUAGAAGACAGGGGGCAUCCUAACAGCAGCACCAAGUUCAGGCGUUACCCGCUAAAGGAGCUGAGCUGGGCGCGGCAAGACAGUGUGCUGACCGAGCAGGAGGCCACGCUCGUGAUGCAGGCGGACCAGUACAGUCGGCAUAGGAACGGGACUGUCGCUAUUAAGCUCGACCUUCUACCAUUCCGUGACUACGCCACACAACUACCCCACCUCAUCCACACAGCCAACUCAACGUUAAUAGACGUCCAACUAGCCAACCUGACGCAGUCGCGCGACUUUAACGCGUCGCGAUUCGCGCUGCGACUGAUAUUGGUCGCGUCGGACGCCAACGGUACAUUGUCGCGGCGAGUGGAGAAGAGUUUGGACGACGAACACACGCCUGGGGUGUUCGAGAUCAUCGAAAUCAAAACGCCCCGGUGUGUCACCACAGGCGCGGGCGGAUACAUGCAGUUCCGACCCGUCGCGUACACGCAGAAGGAACGCAGCGUCACCUCUUCUACCGUCGUACACGUGUCGGAUUUCAACAGUACCCACAUAGUUCCGCCGACCACGUUGUCCCGGUUCUACCCUGACAUCGACGAGAUGCUGUUAGAAGACAUGAUCGUGUCGUUCGGCGAGCCACAGGACGGGUUCUACAGGCAACACAACUAUACUGCUUGGUCCACAACAUUCGGUUAUGGCGCACCACCCGUGGAAACCUUCUCUCUCUUCGUCAUCCUAGUGAUCACCGUCGGGUUGUCCGUGCCGGUACUACUGGCGCUCUCAGGCGUGGCGUACGUGGUGUCGCGGCGCUGCCGGCACGGGAACGAACCCACUAGGCUGCGAGAGGAGUGACUAGCGGGCUUCAGGCUGCUAAGCCAGGACGAUGUCGAGGACUCGUAAAUAAUUAGUGAAAUAUAGACGGCCAAGCAAAUCUUGUCAGUAAAAAAAGGCGCGAAAUUCAAAUUUUGUAUGGGACGAUAUCCCUUCGCGCCUACAUUUUUCAAAUUUGCCGCCUUUUUCUACUGACAAGAUCUGCUUGACCAAGUAUAAUAGCGGAAAAACAGCGAUUCAAAAGUGCAAAAGUUGCGUUAGUGGCGCGGUCGCCAUGAGAGGUUGCGUUUGUUUUAGUUGUUUUUAAAACUUGUUUUAUUUUGAUGGUUAACACGCGUACGCGCCUGAUGUUAAGCGGAUACCGCAGCCUAUGAACGCUUGUUUGUAUAUUUAUAUGCGGCUUUAUUGUCAAGGCGUCUGAGUGCAUAUUUUGAAAAAAAUUUUGUUGGUGACUUCACUAUAUAAUACUGUUGUGUUAAGGUAAAGUAAAGUUAUAUUAAAAUAUCGAAGAUACUUAUAUUAUGGCUGAUCUCUCUUAUUGGUUAAUUUAAUGGUAACAUUUGGGAAUUGUUUUCUUAGUACCCAGAAUCAAAGCCGGAUUAUGUGUUUUUCCCUAUUAUAGGUAAUACUAACUAAAUUGUUGCAAUAAAUAAAUACAAAUAGUUAAUUUAAAUAAAAAUUUCGAAUAUCCUAAAAACAUUCAUAAAUGUAUGCCUAUUGAAGUACUUGUCAUAGAUAAUCAAUCUUAAAUGCUAGAAAUGUAUAUAAAAGAAUAGAAAUGUAUAUUUACUGUAAAAAAAUAUUUAGUCGAGUAAAGUGAUGUUCCUGAUUUAUUUUUGUAAAAUAU
Molecule: messenger RNA, 2211 nt
Organism: Cydia fagiglandana
Lineage: Eukaryota; Metazoa; Arthropoda; Insecta; Lepidoptera; Tortricidae
Product: glycosylated lysosomal membrane protein B-like
Exons: 7
Coding region: 225-1385 (386 amino acids)
Cellular component (GO): lysosome
Source: RefSeq, a predicted model, not a curated record